UGAGACAUUGUCAUACAGGCAUGCCAGAGAGCAGCAGCAGCAGCGCAGGCAUCACCAGCGGACGGGAUACAGACGCACUGAGGCAGCGAGGAAAUAAGGGAAUACACGCUGAUGAAGAAGCAACAACAAAGGGAAAGGAUGGAAUAAAAAAUAUAUAUAUUUUAUUGCUUCUCCUUUCUCUUCCCAGCAUUCCACAAGCAGAGCACCAGUGAAAACACAUACAUAUGAUAUAUAUAUAAAACUCCUAUACAUAUAUAUCAAAUUAUGCCUGUUUUCAAAGAAGCUGCAGCCGGACAAGGACUGAAUUGACAUCAAAAUCUAUUGAAUGAAAAAUUGCAGAUCAUAUGCAGCAUUUGCUUAAAAACUGUUGCAGAUUAGUGCUUUGAUAUUUUUAUUUUUUAUUUUUUGCUCAGUAGGGGAAAAAAAGACAAAAAAAUACAUUGAUGCAAAGGGAAAAUUUGGGAAACUGGCACUGAGUUGUUAAAGCAACAACAAUAACAUCAACAAAGAGCUUCUGCUGCAGACAGUCCUAUACUUCCAAGGGGGCUUCUUUUGAAAACAGGAUAUUUUUUGAUCUGCCCUUGCUGCCACACGGCUGUUUUGGCUGUCGCAUCUCCACUUGUCUCUGUCGUCCGAUUGGGCAGGGAGAGCAUUGUUCCAGUGAGGCUUGUGCAAGCACGCCGCUGAAAGUGCAGAGGGCAGUCCACAGGCUCUCUGACCCCACGCUGAUAUUUCCUCAGCAAUCGACAAAAAGCCCACACAGCCCAGCUCGGGCAGAGAGGAAAGGGUUGAGGUAAGUUGUGGGAGAGAGAAAGAGGCAAAAAUAUCAAAGAGAAGCAUAAAGGGAGAAUAGGAUCAGAGUGUAAACAAAGAGACAUAACCAAAAACUGAGCCAAAAGCAAACCAAGGAAGGAGAAAGAAAAAAAAAACAUCAAAGAACAAGCCACAAGAUCCGUUAUGUGGGACACUCCACUGUGGUCAAGUAAAUCCAGCAUCUCUUUUUACAGCUUCUCUUGAGUCUUGGGUGCAGCAACGCUAAGACAUUAAGAUCAGAGAUUCAGUAUCACAACACCAGCCCUCCCCCUCUCCCUUUCUCCUCCUCUCUCCUCUCCCCUUAGUCUUAGCACUUGUAGGGCAGGACUGUGCAGGCUGAUAGACAGUAGUACCCAGCUGGUGUCCCGGGUCUGUUACGGACCCUGGGAUCCACGGAGAGGAGGGGUGUCAGUGGAGAAACAGCAACAGGAGACCCCCGCGCACGCCGAGGAACAAAAAGCCAUUGGACUCCUUGUGUCGCUUAAAAGCUACAGACUGACACUGACAGAGCACUGUCACCAGGGGGAUUUGAGCUGUUUGUGAAAGUGUGUGUGAGAGUGUGUGUGCGUGUGAUUGUGUGUGUGCGUGACAGAAAACACGCCUCAGGUGCAAGAGGGACGCUUUUGGACUGUUAUCAUCAUAGGAUUUCCGCUUGCCGAGAGACUGGAGUAAUGUUUUAAAGACUAUUGAACAGCUGUGGUUACCUGUUGGGUCUUUGGCUGGAAAUAGGAAGGAGAUAUAUCCUACAUAAUCUUUACAAAAUAAAAGCUCAAUAUUUAAUAUCACUCAUAAAGACAUCAGGGGCUGAGAGACUGGAUCUAGAUAUCUCAAGGUGGGAGUAACGUCUCCCCAAAGUGGACCAAGGUGGCAUCGAAAAAGAUGCCCACUACAAAAAUAAAAAAGCCUCUUUUGAACAGUGACACUGAGAGUAGGAGGAUGAUAGAUGCCAGUUAAGCUCUGAGAGGGAACACUUCACUCUGUUCAGAGUUUUCGCCAGGACUUCAGAACUGCUUUGACUCCAGUGUUGAGCAUUAGAGUUGUUAUCCACUCAGGAAUAUGAGUCUGUCUCCGGAGUGAAAAGCCUUUCAUGUGGGAGCCUGUGACUAUCUGUGAGUUUUAGAGGAAUCUGCCUUCUUUUUCUGAUAGCGCCCAGGAACCCAGAGUUCUCACUUUUCACGGAUUAUUCAUCCACUCAGCGGGGGAGCGUAUUGCUGGAAAUGCCAGAGGCAAGUUCAUUUGUACGUAACACGCCCUCCUAAACUGGAUUCCCUCCAAGCCACCGGAUUUGGAUUUGCCUUCAACCGCCUCUGCUGUCUGCCGACGACAUAUGGCUUUGUGAAAGGUGACAUUUCCUGAAUUACGGAAUAUUUAUUUGCUUUGAUAAACACACACACACCUACGGUACACACAGACUGUACAGUAAACUGCAAGGGACUGUGAUGUGUCUGCACAUGUGAGUGCCUGCUCACAAGGGACUCAUUCACUCCUGUUAGGAGCAUGUUGAGAUGGGAGAUUGAUUUCUUUCACUCACUUGUUCUUCUGCCCCUUGACGACAAUUUAGCUUUCUGUUACUGUGUGCACUCCCACAACGCUAAUUGAAGGCUCUGUCUUCUCCCCUAUCUUCUUCCCCACCCCCUCACUGAUUUCUAUCUGAAAGGCUCAGAGAUUAAUUCAGUGACUACAAUUUAAAGCUCUGGGCAAGAAGGAUAUUCAACUGUUGUUUUUUUAAACCUAGAGCUUUAAUUUGGGCCUAUCAUUAACAAUUACACAUCAGCACCAAGCCAUCACAAGACAUUGGAGUGAAUCCAAGAUGGCCGCCUCCAUGCAUCCUCUGUUGGUAAGCCUCUCAUUAGCUAUUCUCCUGGGUUUGACCUCUCUGGGUGGACUGAACUCUCGGCCGUCAGGUCAAGCUUUAGCCCAGGUCAAUAACCAGACAACAGAGCCCUCUGUGGUGCCAGAAGCAGCGCUGGCAACGCCUACACCAGAAGCGGAAGACAAAACAGUCCCAACUGUCGGUAACCGUUGCUGGGGUUACUAUGAUGUCAUGGGUCAGUGGGACCCACCCUUCAACUGUAACGCAGGUAUCUACCUGUUCUGUUGUGGUUCCUGCUUCUACCGCUUCUGCUGCCAGUUCAAAGUACACAGUUUGGACCAGACUUCCUGUUCCAACUACGACACACCUGUCUGGGCAAACACCGGGAAACCAGCGGAACCCGUCACGGAAGUCCAAGAGGAACCAGACCGGGAUCGAACCCACAUGAUCGUGUAUAUUAUCUGUGGAGUGGUGGCAAUCAUGGUUUUGGUCGGGAUUUUCACCAAACUCGGGCUGGAGAAGAGUCAGGGAGGACAGACUGACAUGACCAACUCCAGAACUCUGACAGAGCUUCUGAAGCAGCCAGGGGAGGCGGGAGUUGUGGAUGGAACCGGGGUUCAUCAUCCUAUAGGGACCAACGGCAUCUCCGCCAGGGCACUACGCUCCAACAAUGAUCAUAACCAUUUGAACAAUGCAGCCUUGUCUCCCCUGGGUCCAGCCAUGGCCUUGUCUCAUCCUCACAACAACCUGGGUAUUGGCUUUAACAAGUACACCUCACUCAAGGCUGUGGACACGGCUGCAAGAGACUACUACAAGAGCUACCCAAUGGUAGAUUAUACACACCGCCAGUCCCCUCCCACUUUCCAGCCAAUCAACUUCCAUCCCAAGGACAAGCCCUUUCUCCCGCCGCCCGACAUCCACGCGCCACUGGCCAUCACCAUCAACGCCUCCCAGAUCCCCAAGCCUAAGAUCUCCAAGACCAACACCCACCCACUCACCUCCAGCUCGGCAUUCAAAGCAUGGGACCCCAGUAAGAGCCACAUGCAGCACCCAGUGGCUUCCCACAUUGGCCUCCAAGGGCAGCAGCACCACCCCAUCCAGCAGCAGCAGCACCAGCCGCUGCACCAGCAUAACAGCCGGCGCCAGGCCUACUCCAACAAGAGGCAGUUCAGCAUCGAGACGCUGCCCGAGCUCUUCUCGCAGCCGCUGGGCUAUGGCCACUCGCCGCACAUGCACCCCAAGCACAAGGGACUGCCCACCAACAGCAAGACAGAGGUCACUGUCUGAACAUGGGGGUGUUUGGGUGAUUAGACAGAAGAGGAAACCAAGUGGGGUUGUAAGCAACUUUAAAAGAAAUGCUCAGAUAUCUUUUAUAUCCACUGCCGAAAUGGCGAGAGAGGAGCAGGCAAAUAUCAUGUAUAAUCAGAAUUUUUGUAAGUCUGCGUUUUUCUCAUCAUUGUUGACAACAAUAAUAAUAAUGUGAGUUCUAUAUGUGUACUUUUAAGACCACUGGAUCAAAACAGCAGCAGAUAAGCUGUGAAGGUGGUGGAUUGGCAGGUGUUGGCUGUGACUCUUUGAACCUGGCGGGUCUUCUAAAUAAUUGAGUGGCCUCUCAGUGUGUUGGCACAGCUCUCUCCUCGUUCUCCUCUCAACCCCCUCGCACCUCAAUGACACUCUGCACUGCUCCGUAGCACCACUCUACCACGCACAAAUCUUCAAAUCCCACACACAGACACUAUUUACCCCACAAACGAGCACAGAUGCACUCGCUCUACCCACUUUUUCUGAGGCUGGUAUGGGAAGUGUUUCCCCUAAGACUUUGGCUCCUCAUCAGCAGAGACAAUGCCAUUGUGUUGUCAGCUCCAUUGCCCUCCAGCCCCUCUAGAGAGUGAGAUAUCAGCCUGGCAAUUCAUACCAGAGAGAAGGGCAGAGGUGGGGGAGAGGGGGUUAGUUAUUCAUCUCAUACCAGGGGCAAAUGAGAUGAGAAGGAUCUGAACCAUGUACACACACACACACACACACACACACACACAUACACACACAGAGACACAUACACACACACACACACACACACACACACACACUACACACUUGUCAAAAACUACAGAAGGUUCCCAGCAGUGUCAGAGACCACAGGCAUCCCCCACUGACACACAAACAGACACACACUUGUCUCUCCACACACUAAUCCUCAGAAACUGGGGAAGUGAAUGAGCAAGCUCUCUUGUUGGUAUUUGUAACGGUUUGUUGAGCUGCUCAUUUCAGUCAGCAUCUUUUGUCUUUCUGUGGAUGUUCACCUCUAAAGAAAACCAUGACGUGUCCAAUGCCUAGAAAACAGCAAAAGAGUCCAUGUAUCCAGAAAGGUCAUUACAAAGUCAUUGCAUUCUCUCCUCCUCCUUCCUACACACUGGCUUUUGCAAAUGAGACUGGGUUUGUGUUACAUUGUUAUGCAAUGCUGCAUAUUGGUAUAGGCAUUUGGUUGUACCAGGAUUUGAAAUGACUAUAUAAAUAUGUAUGUACACCCUCCAAGAUCCACCUUACUAUAUUCAGGCAACAGAUCCAUAAGUUUGCAAAUACGUGAUUUCAUAAUCAACUUAACAUCAUGAAGUUUUUCUGGAUGUAGGUAGAAAAUACGCUGUUGCAUUACAAGAACACCUGUAAUGCUUUUUGUGUUUACUGCUGCAAUGCUGACAUGAUCUGAGAGGCUGAAACCACUUGCCAGUGCUUUGCAAUUUACUUCACUCCCUGUAAUUGACAUACAUUAACAUCCACAAAUGAAUCACUGCUUGAACCUAAACAAAAAGCUAUGUAACCCCUGCUUUGAAUGCAUUCAAAGCUUUAUACUUUAACAAUUUGGGGUUGAGUCGCUCUCAUAAGGGUAGUUUCAUAGAGAUCUGAUAUCGGUUUGGUCCCUCUGCAUUCAAUGGACAGAUUGGUCCAGGAGCGUUAGCUCAGUGUGGGAACUGGAGAUGUGAGGCUUGAAAGCUUCUAUUCCAAAAAAGAAGAAAUUUGCCACCCAAUAACUUACUUGUCAACUUGUUGUCAUAUAUUAAUAUUGUGUCUUCUUUGCUGGCUUGAUAACGUUAGCCGCUGGUAAGCCCACUUUCAGGAAUCUGAAAGUGGGCUUACCAUCUAAAGUUAGGUUAGCUGUUGAUGGUCAGUGAAUACCUCCAAACCAUAGACUGGUUAUUUGUUAAGCCUAUUUGUGACCAGUUGUUUUUUAUCUCUACCUUGUUACGUACAUAAAUUGUGAGAGCAGUGAUCGGGAAUGCCCUGGUGACUUUCUGCCUCUGCUUCCAUUCUUCGUCUUUCCUCGUCCAUUUGAUUUAGCUCAUGGUCUGUGUCUAGUUCCGAUAAAUUAGGUCACCAUCAAAUGACUUGCAGUCUUCUUCAUAAUAGUCCACGAGAUAAUCCACCAUUGCAUUUAGCUUUUUGAGUUUCCUUAGACGACAGUAUAACUGUAGUGAAAGUCAGCCUCACACACAAAUGACUAUGCAGGUUAGGUCAGCUGGCAGGUUACCCUAGAUGUCGAUUUGCUAUGCAGUUAUCCAUAAUGGCUGUUCAACGGCUGCUUUCUGUCAAACACUGUCACUAGUGUUUGAAGUCAUCAAAGCAAGAAAAAAACCAUUGGGUAAGUCCCUUGUUUCCCCAAAACUCUUAACAAAAGUUGUAAAUGCAAAGUUAGCAUGAUCUGUUAAGUCACAUUAGGCCUAAGUAACCGCAUUUAUGGGAAAUGAGGAAGAAAUAUACUAGAAUUUCUCUUAAAAGGCACCUUUGAUGGAUCUGUGCUAAGUGACAAAAGAAACCUAACGAGUUAUGCAAUUAAUUACUUUUGUGGACGAGUAACUGGUACAAUAAUUUAUUUUUCAAUUAGUAAUAUAUUACAUUAUAUAUUUUUUAACAUACUUUUCCAAUGCCAGUUAUGGCUUUAGUCAACAAAUUCAAUAUUGCUUUCAGACCUCAAAAUCUCUUACCUCCACACCGCAUAUUCUCACCUCCUCCACCAUACAGAACAGUCCAACAGCCAGUCUGACUCACUGAUUGAAUUCACCUUCAUUUGUUAUCAUGAGGACACCAGCUAUGCCGCAGUGCAUAUGCCUGGCACAUGCUAUAGCACAUUAGACAGGUGGUGGAACCUAAUCAAACAGCAGCUCUUACCAGAGUCACACGCUAUUUAGCACUUUCUCUCACUCCCUCUCUCUUUCUGUCCCUUUUCAGUUGCUCCUACUCCCUUUUUCUGCUCCCUAGCAGACUACCCCCCGACCUCCCUCUGUGCAUCCAUGACCAUGGAAGGUUGAGUGAUGGGUACCAAGCACUUGUCUGGUGUUUGGUACCAAGUGCUCCAAGCUGUUGUAAACCAUGAUAUUCUCACUGGAUCCUCUUAGCAUGUGUGUGAGGGGAAAGAGCGAUAAUUAAUGAGAGUCAGUCACAGCGUGGCAGACUCCAGAUUUACUCCCAUAUACACUCAACCAUUACACUUACACUGAAAAAGAAACUAGCAUCCACAAACACAGACAUGAAUGACCAGAUGUGUUGUAAUAUAUUAUUCACAUCAGGAGAUUUGCUGGCAACAACCUGCUACCUUAAAACUGAACUUAGUGGAUUUCAUGUAAAAGCAAUUUUAAUUUUUGAAUCCAAGGACUUUUCUUCCAAGCAGAAAUGUCAGUCAGCCAAAUUCCCCAAUUUGCAUCUCAAUUUUAUGGCGCUGCGAGUGUACACAGGCAAAUAAAAUGAGCGAUGGAGUAAAACUUUAACGAGAGAAUAAAUUAGUAAUAUAAUGCUUGUUCGUAAUGCUGCAAUGGCUUCUCUACUUUACCUCUCCACGAUGAGAAAAACCUGUAAGGCAAGCUGUUGGAGUGGUGCUCGGAGCUGCUGGCAUGCUUUUGUAAUAAGGGAUCAGCAGAGAAUGGGGAUCAUGAAUACAAAAGCAUCAAUGGGAUAUGCAUGGUGUGAAUAUGCAUCAGACACAUCUGCGCCUAUGCUGUCGCCAGCAUUGCACACUAUGUAACGUGCCAUGUUACAACAGGUUUCUUCUCCAUGGCUUCCCCGUCUCUUUGACUUUUAUUCCCAUGAGGUGCCACACUUUAAGUGGGUCACUUCAUAUGAAAAGUUUUCUGGUCUCCAAAACCUCUACCAAAAUAUUCUGUAGGGCCUGUCCUUAAUCACUCGGAAUGCAUUAGAGGUUGAGAACAAACGAGGAAUGACAGCGAGUAAACAAGCAAUAUGCGUCUGUAAAGCAAUAAGCGCCCAACCGUCCUCACCCUAUCCUUAUCUCUCUGUCUGUCUGUCUAUCUGGAGCCCUCCUCAGAGUUUAGGGGUGGGUGCUAAUGAGGGUGCGGGUGGUAAAACCAAAGGGAGAGCUGAGCAAAAGAAUUGGCUCUGUAGAGGGCUUGGGAGCAGAUGAAGGAGAGGAGACAGAAAAAAGAAAUGGGGUUGCAUGGACACAGCUGAUAUGGCGAUGGUUGUUUUUCAUUCGUAUUUGUCUGGGUUGUCUAAAAACAUUCUAAUUCUGGGUUUUAUCUCUGAUGUACUCAAACAACCAGUUUUCAAAAGCAUUGUGUGACUGUAGCUGAAAGGAGGGCUGGAGAUGGUCUUUGCUCUGAAUCGCACAAUUUCAACAUUGUUAUUCUUGUGUUUGGGUCCUGGAGUAACAGGACCCAUUCAUACUCCUACAACACUUGCUGACUUAACAAACAGCACUGGAGGUUUAACACAAUGGCAACACUGGCUCCAGGAUUUACAGGAGUCUACAGUAAGUCCUUCGGGACAGACAGGGCCUGAGGACAGGCUACCAGCGAACUUACAGAGACUAACAACUUCUUCACAACUUUCCUCAAAUUGUGUUGGAUAGCAUGGCUUUCAGUGAUUGGCUGACAGUGUUUGAACGAGCACUGUGAAAGGCUGAUUCUUGAAUAUCCUCUUCCUCUUUGGGAGAUCCACAUCAGAGGUGUCACAAUCACAAGACACAAUCAUGCUGAUGUGCUGGAAAACACCUUUUAGUGUUAAUUUCCCUGUGGUCGGGCAUCCUGGAUGCAGGAUUUUUUUUCUUCAAUCCUGGAUGGACUUCAUUUCAGGCAAAGGAUUGUCUGAAAAAAAAGCAGUUGGUUAAGCUGAAUAAAUUAGACUGAAAAAGCCUCUGAUGAGCCACAGUUAUGCCUCUGUUGUGGACAAUGUAAAUACUUAAACACAUGCACAAACAUACACGCACAUACAUACAUGAAACAGGAGGUGUUACACUGAUUAUAUCUUCCAGACAACGUCCACAAGUUUGUGGUACGAAACAGGACCAAAAGCCUUCAAUCAGGAGAAACUGAGUACACCUAACUGAUGCUUAAAAAUCCAAAACAGUGAGAAUGCUAAGACUGUUUUGGAUCAUCAGCUUAGAGUGCAUUUACUCAAUCUCUCCUGAUUAAUGACAGACUAUGGCAUCACUCGCUCAUCUCAGAGCUAACUGACUGUUGUUUGUUAAACUUCCUCUCUAUAAAAGAAACACUGCAAGUAUUCUACCGCAGGUUAUCUGAAUGCAACCUGGUAGACAUACUUGGGCUCCAUGAUCCCUAGCAAUAUAUAGAUUAUGGUGUAUGGUUCAAUUGUUUCUUUGUUUUCUGUCAGUUUGUUUUUUUGUACUGUGUUUUUUUCAAGGAUUAAGCUCCUGUCAAAAAAAAAAAAAAGUUCAUUUGACCGAUGGAAAGUGCUUCCAGAUUUUAGACUCAUGGCUGCGCACCCUUCAACCCUCCUCCCGCUCACCUUCCUUUACCACCAGAGGAUGUCAAAUGUUUGAAGCUUGUGAUCUUUUGAGUUACAUUGUAAGGUAUACAUGCACUCAUGUAUUUAAUGUUAAAAGAUAUUGCAUUGUAUCCAAGUGCUUUGCCAACACAUUAGGUGAAAGAUGAAAGGAAGAUUCAGUAAUUUCUUGUACAGCUUUUGCAUCUGCAAAAAAUGAAAAAAAAAAAAAAAAUCAUGCGUUGUUUCAUGAUAAUUUGUAAUAGGCAGCAAUAGGCUGCCUUGGAUUGCUAUGUACUACUUGUGUAUAUAUGUAUGCUGUACCACUUGUCUGCUGUGAAAUUUGUUGACUACUCAGCUUAUAUAAGGGCUUUUUAUAGAUAUAAAAGCAGACUGGGCAAUCUGACGUCACUCUCUGUAACUCAAGACAAAUUUCUCUAGACGUUUUUUUUUUAAGGGAUGAAGGGAUAUGAACAUAAUUUUCAUGCAUACAAAAUGCAAUAUAAAUAAAGUUUUGACGGACUUAACUGACUGAAAUGUCAAUAGGCACUCAUACGACGUUGGCCCAUGUGUCCUGUUUGAAUAAAUCUUUCAAGAAAUAUAGUA
Dicentrarchus labrax (European seabass) is the source of this 9955-nucleotide messenger RNA. RefSeq names its product protein shisa-8-like. Gene Ontology annotation, cellular component: AMPA glutamate receptor complex; postsynaptic membrane; dendritic spine membrane. Gene Ontology annotation, biological process: regulation of AMPA receptor activity; regulation of short-term neuronal synaptic plasticity. The coding region runs from base 2624 to 3913 and encodes 429 amino acids. The transcript has 4 exons. NCBI's taxonomy places the organism in Eukaryota, Metazoa, Chordata, Actinopteri, Moronidae. The record is from RefSeq and is a predicted model, not a curated record.